Molecule: messenger RNA, 1299 nt
Organism: Salvelinus sp. IW2-2015
Lineage: Eukaryota; Metazoa; Chordata; Actinopteri; Salmoniformes; Salmonidae
Product: netrin-1-like
Molecular function (GO): protein binding
Source: RefSeq, a predicted model, not a curated record
AUGYUAGCAGCUUGGAAAGAGCUAACGAUUCCCAGCAGUCAAUGUCAACUAGUGCUGUAUGCCAGUUUGAAUAUGCUGAGUGUAUGCUGUUCGUGGGUUCUUGCAGCYAUGGCACUGCAAGUCAAGCUUGUCGUGUUGUGGACCCAAGUAAGUCCUGUCACUCUUCCUGCAGCAAGCCUCACAAGCUUCACUGUCCCCUUUUGUCCUCGACGCUCACAUUUCCAACCCUGUUGUUGCCACCGCCACUGCUGUUAUUGUUGUUGUUUUGUACUGUAUCUGUAUCUGUACUCUCUCUGUAUAUGGGUGUUACGUGUUUUUGUGWCCCCACCCACGCCAAACGUGUGUCCUCUUACCUCUUCUCUUCUGUUCCUCACAGCAUGUGAUUGCCAUCCCGUGGGUGCUGCUGGCAAAACCUGUAACCAAACCACGGGUCAAUGUCCCUGUAAAGACGGCGUGACUGGUAUCACGUGCAACCGCUGCGCUAAAGGCUACCAGCAGAGCCGCUCGCCCAUUGCCCCCUGCAUAAAGAUUCCCGUUGUUCCCCCGACAACCACAGCCAGCAGUACAGAGGAGCCAGCAGACUGUGACUCCUAUUGCAAGGCGUCGAAAGGCAAACUGAAGAUCAACAUGAAGAAAUACUGCAAGAAAGAUUACGCUGUCCAGGUGCACAUUCUGAAGGCGGACAAGGCGGGCGAGUGGUGGAAGUUCACCGUCAACAUCAUCUCUGUCUACAAGCAGGGCGAGAGCCGCAUCCGCCGCGGCGACCAGUUCCUGUGGGUCAGGGCCAAGGAUGUGGCGUGCAAGUGUCCAAAGAUCAAGACCGGGAAGAAGUACCUGCUCCUGGGUAACAAUGAGGAUUCUCCAGGGCAGUCUGGAGUGGUGGCCGAUAAGGGKUCCCUGGUCAUCCAGUGGAGAGACARAUGGGCCCGUCGGCUGAGGAAGUUCCAGCAACGCGAGAAGAAAGGCAAGUGCAAGAAGGCAUAGGCGGAAAGUACGGACGACGCCUGGAGCGAGGGAAUGGAACGCGGGACAGCAGAAAGGAUGAGUGGGUGUUGAAAAAGGACGAGAGGAGAGCGAGGGAGACUGAGGAAGGACAGAAAGGGCCUGUGCGUUGUCGCUACUUUUUCGAGUAGAAGCAUGAAGAGAAUAUUAUUGAGAAGAUCUUUUCUAGUGGACUUUUGUGAAGGAGCUCACGCUGCAGGUGUCAUUGCUUCGUUGUUUUUUCCUUCGAGAUUUGUCUCUGUGGAUUUGCCAAGUUUGCACCUAUUACCCGUAUAUAUAAAGUUAUUUGUGUUUUCA